AACUCUAGGAUUGACAUGAAGAGGCACAAGAAGUCUUAAAGACGGUCAUGUACUUUGACAGAAUGUUUCCUUCUCUGGAGAUGCAAGAAAUGCUGGAAAGCGAGCAGCGCUGUUACGCACCGUCUGAACAGCGCGAGAUUCCUGUCUCAGGGCCUUCUAGUCCAACAUCGGCUGAGUCCGAGCUCAGCUGCUCCAGUCCGGAAACCAAACCGACAGCGGAAGGUCGAGUGAGGAGACCUCUGAACGCAUUCAUCAUCUGGACUAAAGAGGAACGCAGACGUCUUGCGCAGCUCAACCCAGAUCUGGAAAACACCGACCUGAGUAAAAUACUUGGUAAGACCUGGAAAGCCAUGUCUCUGGCAGAGAAACGUCCGUACAUGCAGGAGGCAGAAAGACUGAGGGUCCAACACACUAUUGACCAUCCCAACUACAAAUACCGUCCCAGGCGGCGCAAGACCAACAAACGUGCUACCAAGAUGCCUUCAAGUGAAACCAACAUCUCACCCAACUUCCACAACUUUAGCUAUAUGGUCCAGAAUCAAGAUAUUCAAUAUCCAUAUACACACUCACACAUGCUGCCAAACUCGUAUUCACAUGCAUAUGGUCCCAGUUUCCAGCAUCAUCCUGCCCCAUCACAGAAUGGUGCAGCAUUUACAAAUAGAGGGUUAACGUUUCCAGAUGGAGCAGUGCUCUUAAACUCGUCUUUAACAUGCCCACAGCAGUCUGUGUACUCAGCAGAACCCCAGCUGUACUACAGUUCCCAGCAUACAGUUCAGCAGAGAAGUGAGCAGUGGGAUUUGCGAGGGGCAGAAGUGUGUGCUUGUGUCCUGUGCUCAGGCAGGCCAUCGCUAGAAUUUUAUCUGGAACAGGUACGAGUGGACAUGCUUGACCAGCUGGACCGCAGUGAGUUUGACCAGUACCUGAAUCCUGUCCAGCCUAAAGACCAACACUUCCAAUAAACACCACAAAGCAAACAACUUAUGUGUUAUAACCCAAGAGACUAUGCAAUAGGUCAAACCACAAACUUUUCUGUUGCUCCUGAAAAUGAGAUUUUUUUUUUUUCAAAAUGUUGUGACUAUGUAUAUAAAUAUUUGUAUUUAUUUAUGAAGUUUAGGAGUAAACUGACUCUCACUGUCAAUGUGGACUCUAGAAAAUCCAUUAUCUUAUUCUAAGAUGUGUCAUCUACCUCACUUUAAAUCAUUUAAACGUUGCUGCUCUUUUGUUACAGAC
Tachysurus fulvidraco (yellow catfish) is the source of this 1230-nucleotide messenger RNA. RefSeq names its product SRY-box transcription factor 32 (gene sox32). The record is from RefSeq and is a predicted model, not a curated record. Lineage: Eukaryota; Metazoa; Chordata; Actinopteri; Siluriformes; Bagridae. Bases 48 to 959 code for a protein of 303 amino acids. Gene Ontology annotation, molecular function: DNA-binding transcription factor activity, RNA polymerase II-specific; RNA polymerase II cis-regulatory region sequence-specific DNA binding. The transcript has 2 exons. Gene Ontology annotation, biological process: regulation of DNA-templated transcription; anatomical structure morphogenesis; cell differentiation.